AUGACAACCAUUAAUCAUAAACGACAUCGUUUAAUAACAAAAUCAGUUGAAGAUCAUACGACAAAUAUCAAUAUACAACCUUCAACAACAAAUCGAAUGAAAAGAAAAACAUCAUUAAUCAAUUCAGACAUUAUUCAUACAACAACAACAAAAAAACUUGAUAUAGUUAAAUCAACUGAAUUUGAACCAAGAGAUCAAAAUCAAAAUAUCGAUUCCUAUUCACAAAUAGAUGAAUCCACAUUGAGCCUAAAUAAUGAUAAUAAUAAUCAUAAUCAUAAUUUUGAUCAUGUAGAAAAUGAUUUUGAUGAUUAUGCUGAUCGAAUUUUUAGUUAUUUGGGUGAAGCUUAUACUAAACAAAUAAGUUCAUCUUUACCUGAAAAUGAAAUUAAUCAAAUCAAUUCUUCUUCUCAAUCUAUCACACCCACACAUACUUCUGAUAAUGAUAUCAAACCAUUUCUAUGUGCUUUUUGUCCAUAUUUUGCUCAUAAUAUUCAAGAAUUUCAAACACAUAUUGCAAAACAUACGGAAAAAAAUUUUCGAUGUUUAUUAUGCAACUGCAUGUAUAAAUAUAGACGAGAUUGUGUUACACAUAUGAAACGUAAACAUUCAAAUACUGUUAAUGGAUCAAUUUCACAAUAUAUACAAAAAAUUAAUAGUACAACAAUAAAUAAUAAUUCAACUCAACCAUCAUCAUCAAUACCUUCAAUAAAUCCAAAUAAAUCAAAUUCAUUUGUUGAACCAAAACGAUAUGGAUGUCCAUAUUGUUCAUUAAUGACCAAAUCAACUUCCUCAAUUUAUAAACAUCAAUCACGUAAACAUGCAACGUUUCCUAAAAUAGUUCAUAAAUAUUCAUCAGACGAUCCAAAUACACGUAGUCUUGUUGCUAUACUCAAACAGAAAUCAAUUAAAAAACCAAUUCUUCAAACAAUUGAAGAUGAACAACUUAUUAAAUCUCAAGUUCUUGAUGAGUCUUUAAAUCUAAAUGAUUUACAUGAUCCAUCAAAUGUAUCAUCAUCAUUAUCACUUACUCAUCACUAUACAGAAUCUUUUCCAUUAGUAAAUCGUCAUCGAUGUGCUGCUUCAAAACAUAUUACUGCUCAUAAUAUUCAUUCAUCAAAUGGGCGCCUAUCAAAACUUUUUCAAUGUUGUUUAUGUGGUUAUCGAGCACGUCAUCGUAGUAAUGUUGUACGACAUGUUAAAAAAAUACAUACAAUUGAUCUCAAUGAAUCUAAUCAAUCAACAGAAUUAAUUAAUAAUCAAGUAGCAUCUGAAUUAAUAGAAAAUAUUACACCUGAAUAUAAUAAACAAUCCGAUGAAAAUUCGGAUAAAUUAACUAUUAAUCAAGAUGAUGAAAAAACAAAUCUUAAUAAUUCACAUUUAGAAGAAAGACCAAAUUAUUCAUUUAAUACUACUGUACAGGCUCCACUUAUACUCAAUAAAACUACUAAUAAUAAUGAUCAUUCAACGAAUUCUUAUGCUGAUAUUCAUCUUUCAAUAAAUAUUUUUCUAUCAAAGAAAAAGCAACAAAAUUCAUUUGAUCGAACAAUAAAUGAUUUUAGUAGUAGUGAAGAUAAUCCAAAUGAUAUUUACUCUGAUGAAAAUAUAAGUGAUGAUGAUAUAACAAAAAUUCAUAUAACAUCAUCUCAUCCACAAAAUCUUUCUAAUGGAUCAUUAUAUAAACCACAUAAAUGUCGUCGAUGUUUCUAUCGAUCAAAUUGGAAAACUGAUAUGCUUCAUCAUAUUCGUCUUAAACAUCAAGUAAAUCAAGCAACCAAAUCUGAUUAUAUAUCAAUGGAUUUUGAUACAGCUUUACGUACUUUUUCCGAUUAUGAAAAAACAUUUGGCAAAGUACUUAAAAAUCGAUUAUUAUUACCAAAAAUAGAUUAUAUUGAUUGUACAUGGGAAGAAUUGAAAUCAAAAUUAUUUAUUAAUGAUAAACAAAAAAAAAUAAAUCGACAAGGUUUUCUAUCUUCAUCAUCAAUUGAACAAACAGCAAUUAUUAAUAAUAAUACUUUUUCAUUAAUGAAUAAUGAAGAAAAAAAAUCUAUCAAUUGA
This is a messenger RNA of Rotaria sp. Silwood1, 2055 nucleotides long. Lineage: Eukaryota; Metazoa; Rotifera; Eurotatoria; Philodinida; Philodinidae. The record is from the annotation of a GenBank genome assembly.